Zingiber officinale is the source of this 990-nucleotide messenger RNA. RefSeq names its product NAC transcription factor 32-like. Gene Ontology annotation, molecular function: DNA binding. The record is from RefSeq and is a predicted model, not a curated record. NCBI's taxonomy places the organism in Eukaryota, Viridiplantae, Streptophyta, Magnoliopsida, Zingiberales, Zingiberaceae. The transcript has a single exon. The coding region runs from base 1 to 990 and encodes 329 amino acids. Gene Ontology annotation, biological process: regulation of DNA-templated transcription.
AUGGCGACGACGACGGGCGGAACGGCGACGGCGAUUCCGAUCGGCUACCGUUUCCUCCCCACAGAUAAAGAGCUCAUUGUCGACUAUCUUGCUAAUAAAGUAGCUGGAAAGCCGGUGCCGUCCACGGCGGUCGUCGAAGCCGACGUCUACGGCACCGAACCGUGGAAUCUUUUGAGGAAUGGCGACCAAGAAGGCUACUUUUUCGCCAAGAGAAAGCGCAAGAACGCUGUCGGAACCAGGGUGGAUCGAAGGGCUGGAACAGGGACUUGGACCCUGUACAGCAAGAAAGAAGAAUCUGUGACCACGCUAGAUGCCGAAGGACGGGAGAUCGCCGUGGGUUGCAAGAGCAACUUGUCUUUCAACGACGGCAAGAGCAAAUAUUCAGGUUGGACAUUGCACGAAUACGAACUUCUCUCCGUCGCCGGCGUCUUCCAGACCCAAGUACUCUGCCAUAUCAAGAACCGGGCUGGCAAGAUGAAGAAGCGAUCGGCCGCUGACAUUCCGACGACGCGACCGCAUGAGUCCGCUCUGUCUCCUGAAUGCACUACACAGACGCCGCCCAAGAGAUCGUACGAGGCCGUUAACUUUCCAUCUGCUCUGUUUCCUGAAUGCACUGCACAGCCGCCGCCCAAGAGAUCGCAGCCGCAUGAGGCCGCUCUGUUUACUGAAUGCACCGAACAGCCACCGGCGAAGAGGGUGUGUAAUUGGCAGCUGCCAAUGUUUCUUGAACCGUCUCCUUCUUCUUGUGAUGAGGAUCAGGCGUUCUGCGCCCAGCUUCUUGCCUCGUUGGUUCAACUUGAGGAAGGAAAUGAAGGCAGCAACUUCCAGAUGUUCUGCACCCAGCAGUUUCUUGCCCCGUUGGUUCAGCUUGAUGAAGAAAACGAAUGGAGUGACUUCCUGUCUCCUUGGGUGCAGCUUGGACAAGGGAGUGAUGUUUUUGGCAGCGAAGACCUGGAUCAAAUUUUGUUGGGCGAUGAAUUUGAUCUCUGA